CAAUUCCUAUUACAAAAGUAAUUGAAAUGGUUCAUUGGAAAAAACAAAUGUUCUAUUUAGUAGUCAUAAAGAAAUAGUCAACACGCAAAGCAUUCGAUUUUAUCAAAUCACUAAAAUAAUGAUGUCAUUGAAAAAUAAUUCAACUUGUUUUGCAAAAUAAUGCGAUUUUGUGUAAGGCAGGACCAAGCUCAAAUAAUGUAAAUUACUAAAUUCGUUGAUAUACUUGUGUUAAAAACGUUAAAUAGUGGAUAUGAAAACUUUUUCUUUAUAUCUAACCAUAUGUUUUAGCUUUUAUCACCACAUUCGGAUGGAGCAGCAAUUUGGGGCAAAUGUCCUUUUGAAUCAUAACUUAGCCUCCGGAUAUUGUUUGAAACACCUGAUAAAGACAAGUUAUUCGGAGUGUUAUGCACAUUUUGAAAGUGGAAAUGUUAGUUUCAAUGCAAUGGUUUACAGGAGGUCGUUUUUACUUUGCAGUUUGUGCUAUGUGUCUUCGAAUUUUAGUGUAAGGAAAGAGCCCGGAUUUGUUUUAGUUCAUACCCCUAUUUCAGACACAUCGGCGGAGAAUUUGGCGCUAAAUAAACCAACAAAUCAAAGUUCAACAUAUUACACAUCUGAAUAUGGUAACGCCUCCUCCUUUCUUGCUGUUGACGGAAAGAGGCAGACUGCAAUGAUACAACCUAAUGGGUACGCAUGUGCCCAAACAGUCGGUCAGACUUCUGGGGAUCAGUGGUGGAUCGUGGAUUUGGGAGAAAUUUAUUCCGUUUCAAAGGUUGUGAUUUAUAACCGGAACGACGCCUGUUGUGACCAUUGGCUCAAAGAACUUUAUAUAACAGUUGGAGAAAGCGAGAAGAGUAUGCAUUUGUGUAAUCAUUACCCGGGACCCCCUGGAGAGACGGAGCCUAGUGUGACAAUAAUGUGUCAGCAGCCGUUGUUAGGAAAAUUUGUACAAAUUUCUAAAACAAUCGAUGAAGGAAUGGCAUUUUGCGAAGUGGAAGUUUAUCAUUAGUUUACAUUUAUAUGCAUGAAGUUAGACAAAUGUUGCUUUUUUAUUUUCAUAAUUUUCGUCAAAAUCUCCCUGCAUAAAACGUCUUUCUGAACAUGCGAAACAUUUCUCACUCUUUUGAGUGCUUGAUGUAUGGACAAAUUUAUUAAAUUCACUGUUAAAACGCUUGUUUAUCAAAGUGAAAUAUUACUAUAGUUUGCGCAUUUUGAAAACAGCAUAAAAAAUACUAAUGUUAUCAAUACUUCGUUGAUGGGACACAAGUGAAACCGGGUGUACUGUAACUUAAGCUAUCAAUGAUGAAGUAUAUUUUCAAAAACUCUACUGAUGAUUUCGUAUUCUUUUUAAUUUUUUUUUUGCCGUUUCUUAAUCAGAUUAACGUGCAUUGUGUAAGAAAAUAUUUCACUGUAUUUUAUGUAGAUUGAGAUAUUAUCGGUAUAUCUUGAUUACUCAAGAUAUACACGAUGACCUCCAAUUGUGUUUUAUGCCCAGUGAAUGAGUAAAUAUUGCAGUGUCAUAUUCUAGAUUAUGUUCUAUGUACUGGGCUUGAUUUUAUUUCUUUGGCAAUAAAUCUAGGGAUGUCAUCCUUUGAAACUGUAGAUUAAUCUCUUGCAAGUUCUAGAAUUAAUGUAUAUACAACAAGUGCAGCUCAAGGGCGUAAUAUGCCUCUGCUCUGAAAAAUAUCAGUUUUGUAAAGUGUAAA
Messenger RNA from Ruditapes philippinarum (Manila clam), 1703 nucleotides. RefSeq names its product fucolectin-like. The transcript is spliced from 3 exons. The coding region runs from base 251 to 1006 and encodes 251 amino acids. The record is from RefSeq and is a predicted model, not a curated record. Lineage: Eukaryota; Metazoa; Mollusca; Bivalvia; Venerida; Veneridae.